Cotesia glomerata is the source of this 530-nucleotide messenger RNA. RefSeq names its product rac GTPase-activating protein 1-like. Lineage: Eukaryota; Metazoa; Arthropoda; Insecta; Hymenoptera; Braconidae. The transcript has a single exon. Gene Ontology annotation, biological process: signal transduction. The annotation marks the transcript as partial. The record is from RefSeq and is a predicted model, not a curated record.
UCGGUCUCUGGGCGGACUCUUGUCCGUGCGACAACAAUAUCAGACAAGCAGGAUGCGGACGCAGCGCUGUACCAAGCGAUAUCAGAGCUUCCACAGCCGAACCGUGAAACCCUAGCCUUCUUAGUUCUCCACCUGCAGCGCGUGUCAUCCACACCGGAGUGCAAAAUGCCGAUCAGCAACUUGGCCAAGGUGUUUGGACCUACCUUGGUGGGCUACAGUUCCCAGGAGCCGUCUGCGUCGUCAAUGCUCUCGGAAACAAAGACCCAGGCCGCGAUUGUUGAGAGUUUGUUAAAAAUUCCCUCAGAUUACUAUGCGAAUUUUGUAAACCCUGAUUGUAUGAACAACAUCGGGACUCCCCAAUCCGGGGAACUCAAGCACACGCCAUCUACAGAGUCUCUGUUGAAACGCACCGCUACUAAAGGGUUCUUCAACACUCCUCUGGCUUCCAGUCGGACAUUCUUGAGGAAAAAUAGAAAAUAUUUUGCCACACCGCCUCAUAAUAAUAAUAUUUAAAUUUUUCUCUAAAAUAA